Caenorhabditis briggsae is the source of this 549-nucleotide messenger RNA. Gene Ontology annotation, cellular component: cytosol; nucleus. Gene Ontology annotation, molecular function: protein-N-terminal asparagine amidohydrolase activity; protein-N-terminal glutamine amidohydrolase activity. The transcript is spliced from 3 exons. The annotation marks the transcript as partial. The record is from RefSeq and is a predicted model, not a curated record. Lineage: Eukaryota; Metazoa; Nematoda; Chromadorea; Rhabditida; Rhabditidae.
AUGUUAUCCGCGGAGGAGGCACCGUAUCAAUCGUGUUAUUGCGAGGAGAAUGUGUACAAACUUUUAGAGAAAUUAAAACCGAAUUUGGACGAUUUUUUCGCGGUUUUAAUUUCGAACGACAUCAAGAUGAUACCGUUGUGGAAGCAGAAAGCGGAGAGGGAUCCGGACGUUCUCUGGGACUACCACGUCAUCACAAUUUCAAAGAAUUCAGACGGAUCCGCGAAAGUCUAUGACUUUGAUUCUUGGAUCGAUUGGGGUGUGGAUUUUCAAACGUAUUGGAAUCAAACAAUGAACGAAGACGAGAUGAAACAAUUUAGAGAAAAAUAUAGAAGAAAAUUCCGUAUCAUCCCAGCCAGAAUCUAUCUCUCCUUGCUAUCAUCAGACCGAUCUCAUAUGCUGAAUCCCGAUGGAACCUACAUGAAACCCCCUCCCGAAUGGCCUCUUAUACAAAAUUCCACCAAUUCGAAUUUAAUGAAUUUGAUCGAUAUGAAACUAGAAUUUCCGGAGACAAUGGUGAUGGAUGAGACGGAAAUCCGCCGAUUUUUUAGU